Aspergillus nidulans FGSC A4 is the source of this 192-nucleotide messenger RNA. RefSeq lists its product as uncharacterized. Lineage: Eukaryota; Fungi; Ascomycota; Eurotiomycetes; Eurotiales; Aspergillaceae. Bases 1 to 192 code for a protein of 63 amino acids. The transcript has 2 exons. The record is from RefSeq and is a predicted model, not a curated record.
AUGCACCCCCACUACACCUACUACAACCCAGCACCUUCUUUCGCCGGCCGAGGCCGCCGGUUCUAUCGCCAGAACUACAUGCGCGGCCUCAACCCUCGUGCUGGCGGCAUCGGCGGUCUGGUCAAAGUCACCCUCGUAGGAACGGCCGCUUACUUUGUCUGCAAAAAGAUCUAUCAGUGCCCAGAGCAAUAA